AUGGCUCUCCCUAUCAUUGUAAAAUGGGGUGGACAGGAAUAUUCAGUGACCACACUUUCAGAAGAUGAUACUGUGCUGGAUCUCAAACAGUUUCUCAAGACCCUUACAGGAGUGCUACCAGAACGACAGAAAUUACUUGGACUUAAAGUUAAAGGCAAACCUGCAGAAAAUGAUGUUAAGCUUGGAGCUCUCAAACUGAAACCAAAUACUAAAAUCAUGAUGAUGGGAACUCGUGAGGAGAGCUUGGAAGAUGUCUUAGGCCCACCUCCUGACAAUGAUGAUGUUGUCAAUGACUUUGAUAUUGAAGAUGAAGUAGUUGAGGUAGAAAAUAGGGAAGAAAACCUACUGAAAAUUUCUCGCAGAGUGAAAGAAUACAAAGUGGAAAUUUUGAACCCACCCAGGGAAGGGAAAAAGCUUUUGGUACUAGAUGUUGAUUAUACGUUAUUUGACCAUAGGUCUUGUGCAGAGACUGGGGUAGAAUUAAUGCGACCAUAUCUUCAUGAAUUCCUAACAUCUGCAUAUGAGGAUUAUGACAUUGUUAUUUGGUCUGCUACAAAUAUGAAGUGGAUUGAAGCUAAAAUGAAAGAGCUGGGAGUGAGCACAAAUGCAAAUUACAAGAUUACCUUCAUGUUGGACAGUGCUGCUAUGAUAACAGUGCAUACGCCAAGGAGAGGAUUAAUAGAUGUCAAGCCUCUUGGCGUUAUAUGGGGGAAGUUUUCAGAGUUUUACAGCAAAAAGAACACCAUUAUGUUUGAUGACAUAGGAAGAAAUUUUCUAAUGAACCCACAGAAUGGACUAAAGAUAAGGCCUUUUAUGAAAGCUCAUCUAAAUCGAGAGAAAGACAAAGAACUUUUAAAAUUAACUCAGUACCUCAAGGAAAUAGCAAAAUUAGAUGACUUUUUGGACCUAAAUCACAAAUAUUGGGAAAGAUACCUCUCAAAGAAGCAAGGACAGUAG
Molecule: messenger RNA, 957 nt
Organism: Pipistrellus nathusii (Nathusius's pipistrelle)
Lineage: Eukaryota; Metazoa; Chordata; Mammalia; Chiroptera; Vespertilionidae
Source: the annotation of a GenBank genome assembly